AUGUUCUAUUCUGAAGCCAUUCUCUCAAAAAAGGGCCCCUUAGCAAAAGUAUGGCUCGCUGCUCACUGGGAAAAGAAACUUUCCAAAGUCCAAACCUUACAUACCGACAUUGAACAAAGUGUACAUGCCAUCGUCACGGAAGAAACAGCGCCGAUGGCUUUGCGCCUUUCUGGACAGCUUAUGCUUGGCGUCGUUCGUAUUUAUUCAAGGAAAGCUAGAUACCUGUUGGAGGAUUGCAAUGAAGCUCUGUUGAGGAUUAAAAUGGCUUUUCGUCCUGGGCAAGCUGAACAAAUCAAUGCCCCUUCAGUUACCUCAAUAAAAGGAAAGGAUGCCAUGGCUCAAAGUGCUAAUCUUACCCUUCCUGAUACCAUUACCGAGUUUGAUCUGUUGGCCCCAGAUAGCUCUUUCGACAUGCAAUGGUCUCAACUUAUUCAAACACCCAAGUCUCGCUCUUUUGAAUUACAUACCCUUCCUAGUUCAUCUUCUCCUUCUAUUGUUUCUAGCGAACAGUCAAUUGAGGCAGCACGAAAUGCUGCUCCUCAUGAGACUAACCUUUUCUCUGAUCCUUUGCAACUUAAUAGUAUGGAUAUGCAGUUUCAGUUACCGAUAUUUCAGUCAGGCGCUGGUACGCCUAGAAGCGAGCAAUCCAUAGAAGUAGGAAGAGAUGCCCCCCAUGAUCCUACUGGUGCUGCUGACCUUAGUGCACUAGUUGGGUCGCAGGGUGGAAAAUCACCUGCCUCUUCUGCUAGAAGUUUUGGGACCCCAAGCUUACUUCCUGUUGGAAAUAAUUCUUUGGAUAAUGAACUACUAGCUCCAGUCGAUGACUUACAAUUAGAUCUCGGUUUGGACGAUCUCAUGAAUGAUACUACAGUUCCCGCACAACUACCAGUUGAGGAGACCAAUGACGAUGAAGUUUCCCACAUUGAAAUCCCUUCUGAUCACCUUGACCAGGCCUCAUCUCCACAAGAGGAGGUUCAAGAAGAUGUGCCCGACAUUACAGAGCAGCAAGCCUCAGUUUCUCGCAUCCCACGCCGUCAACGUGCUGUUAUUGAUCCAGUUACUGAAUUGUCGUCUCGACAAAUGAAAAAGCAACUGUCUGAUACUUCUUCAAUCACAGCACCGCUUUGUUUGAACACUAAUCCGGUGGUACUAAAUGCUACGGUUAAUUUCAUGCGCAAUGGGAACAUUCAAACUUCUUUAUCUUCUUCCAAUUUAAAUCCUCAUUUGGCUGAAAUUUUUAAGAUGGACUUUUUAAAAAAACUUCAGGACGAUGUAAAAAAGCGUAAAUUGUCCCCCACAAUCGAAGAAGAGGAAGACGAAGUAACUAAACACCGAAAAACUGAUGAUGCUCCCCAACAAGAACAGAAUUUAGCAGGAGAACAGGAGGCUUCAGAAGUAUACGAAGAGCAUGAAGCCGAGCAAAGUCCUGCUGAAAUGUCUGCUUUAGAUGCAGCUAAUAUGAAUAAUGACGGCCAAGUAGAACUAGCAGCUGAAACCCCUUCAGUUCCUCCAGCGGAUGCAAAUAUUGACGAUGAUUCUAUGAUAGGAGCGCCGCCUGUUAUGUUGGAUGAUAAUGAAUGGAAUGCUGAUAAUACUUUUAACGAGCCUGCAUCUUUUGAUUCUAUGCCUAGUACGCAAGUUGCUAAAGACUUUGUUCAAUCGAAAUGGACCCCCCGCGUACAAGGAGAACAAGCAUCAUUUAAAGAAUUGAGUGGAAACACGAAGCGUGAUGACGCUGUACAACUAUUUUUUGAUGUUUUGGUAUUAGCAACGAAGGAUGCUAUAUCCGUAAAUCAAGAUGAAUCUUCCGAAGGUGACAUUAUCCUUACUGCUAAACAAAAGAUGUUAUUCAACUCUCUUUAA
Schizosaccharomyces osmophilus is the source of this 1863-nucleotide messenger RNA. It is a transcript of the gene rad21, whose product is annotated as mitotic cohesin complex kleisin subunit Rad21. NCBI's taxonomy places the organism in Eukaryota, Fungi, Ascomycota, Schizosaccharomycetes, Schizosaccharomycetales, Schizosaccharomycetaceae. The record is from RefSeq and is a predicted model, not a curated record. Gene Ontology annotation, cellular component: synaptonemal complex; cohesin complex. Gene Ontology annotation, molecular function: chromatin binding; protein binding. The transcript is spliced from 2 exons. Gene Ontology annotation, biological process: replication-born double-strand break repair via sister chromatid exchange; synaptonemal complex assembly; mitotic sister chromatid cohesion. The coding region runs from base 1 to 1863 and encodes 620 amino acids.